Molecule: messenger RNA, 723 nt
Organism: Cutaneotrichosporon cavernicola
Lineage: Eukaryota; Fungi; Basidiomycota; Tremellomycetes; Trichosporonales; Trichosporonaceae
Exons: 1
Coding region: 1-723 (240 amino acids)
Source: RefSeq, a predicted model, not a curated record
AUGCCGGCGGUCAAAGCUUCGCCUGCUAAGCGUCACAAGUCCAGACAUGUCAACGACCCCAUUAUUAUCACCAACCCUGACUGCCCCGUCGUACCCUUGACCGACGAGCUUCCUUUUAUCACAAUCGACGAAUGGUACACCGACACCAAGUACCGCUGGCACAGCGAGAUGGACGAGCAGUACGGCCGUAUGGAAACCGAUAAAGACGACGCCGAGCGCCGGGUUUUCCACGCCAGGUUCAUGGUCGACUACUACACCGUCCGCAACUACCAGGUCCACAACAUGACACCUCCGUCCAAAUCCAAAACCAACAGUGGCGGGUACGACGGCGACGAGAAGCCGGUACCCCAGCUGCCCAAGGACCUCAUGCCCUACUUCCAGCGUUAUUUCGCCUCUCGUCCCCACGACCGCCCCCCGGACAUCUACACCGGGCACGUUCCCAUGGCGAACGUCGAUCCGAACCCCAGGGACGCGUCGGACCCGUUACGCGACUACGUCCGUACCGAGGAGGAGCGCAACCAUACUCAGCUCGCGCAAGUCCCCGCCAUCCCGGUCCCGAUAACUGAGCGGGAGGCCUACAGGCUCAGCCAAGAGAUGCGCCAGUUCGAACAGGCCACUCAGCACCAUUCCUUCAAUACGCACGUUUCCCAUGGCCCCGGCUCGUCCAUGCCCACCACCUCUGCUCAGGAGCCCAUGCACCCUUUCUCCUCCCAGCACGUCUAG